Phytophthora sojae is the source of this 1311-nucleotide messenger RNA. RefSeq lists its product as hypothetical. The transcript has 3 exons. The record is from RefSeq and is a predicted model, not a curated record. The coding region runs from base 1 to 1311 and encodes 436 amino acids. Lineage: Eukaryota; Oomycota; Peronosporomycetes; Peronosporales; Peronosporaceae.
AUGUAUCCCAACUUCGAAAACAAACAAGAUCGUGCGUCAAAGCACAGUGCUCUGUUAGCACAAAUCGCGCGCGAUCAGCGUCUGGAGGAGAUGAAGCGUGAAGCAUAUCCAAACGCUCUAUGGGCGACUGACAGCGAGGACACUAAGCAGAGGGAUGCAACGGAAAAUGCUGAUCUAAUCAAGCGAAUCAUGACCGCGAUGGGUAGCAAGGCAUCAACGAAGACAACAGAUUAUGACGAUAGUCGCAGCAAGCCCCCUGCUGGCCUUUUUACAAACGUAAGUGAUAUUUAUCAGGCGAUAAGUGAUCCAACCGAAACUGCAUCCAAUCAAGCGAUGGGGAGCGAAGACUUUGAUGUUCCGAUGCAAGAAGCUGUACUAGAGGAGAAAAAGCCGGCGGACGAUUCUGAAAUGUAUCGUAAGAAAAUUGUAGAUAUCUUCAAAAGCCUCCCAGAGCUGAGCAGCCGCGAGUUCAUGCCAGUUAUCAUUCGCGAUGGCCAGCCGGUUAAGGAUGAACGCUAUCGCAUCAAUCACGGAGAUGGAAGAGUCAUGCUCAACGGAACGCAUAUGAAAUCAGAUUCGCGCGUACUCAAACAGGUCGAUUGGGAACUUACAUACACUGCAAUCAAAGACAAGCUACCAGCGCUUGCCAAGGGAUACAAAAGGUUUAGUGGGAUGGAUGAUGACCAGCAACGAGCACUACUCGACUAUCAGAUGGGAGGCAUAACUGAGGAGGAAAAGACUGAGUUCAUGGAUUGGGUUAGCCAGCGAAACAAACGCACGUUAGAAGACUCAGCCGUUUCGCUUGACACGAGAGCUCAUAAGAAGACAUCUGAUCACACUCAGAUGCAAAAGAAGGGAAGUGUUGAAUAUCUCUACAAAAAAAUAAAUGGGCUCGACUCGCUUAUGAUCAAGCCAUACAGCAAUGCUAAAGCUAGUCUUGGUAAUGUUAAGCAAUCUGGUCAAGUAUAUUUUGGCCCUGACGCUGCGUUGUAUAGCCUAAAGACUGAUAAGCCUUAUGGCGCAAAAGAUAUGACUAAAAUCUACAAGAGGAUUAACUGGGAAGCGACGCUAACCCUGGUGAUCGAUGAGAUUGGUAUGGGGGUUCGUGCGCUGAACCUAGCAGCUGGCGAGGACAAGGACGCUCAGAGACAAUCAAACACAUACAAGGAGAUCAAACACAUUCUCGAAGUUCUGAAGACGGUAGAUGCUCAACAGGGACAAGAGCAGGAGGAUCUGAGCAAAUUCCCUCCCAGUUCGUUCGAGACGCCGCAUCACUGUUCAGAAAGAGAAGGAGAAGGAUUUCGUUUAUGA